GUACACUAAAAUUCUAAAAAUGGCGACAUUCAUUUUUUCCGGUUUAAAGCACUGCUGCUACAUAAAUACAUAAUUUUGUAAAAUAACAAAUAAAUAUAAACAUAGCAUGUUGUUAUAAUAUACAUUGUAAUGACAUACAGAUAAUAUUUUUGCAAUUAAAUAAUUUUUUAUAUUUUUUAACUAAACGUAGUAUGAUUGUUGUAUUUUAUUAUAAAUAAAAUAAAUAAAUAAAUAGCCGGUGUGUGUGUGUGUGUGUAAUUGUGUCUUGACAAAAUAAGGGCCGCUUCAACACCAAUUGUUGUUGGAUUAUAAUUUAUAUUGUACCUAUAUUAUUUACUCCGAACAGUGUCAUUGUAAUUGUCAAUAAUAAUUUCAAAUAUAUAAAUAUAUAUUGUUGAUUUAUUUAUAUAAUAAAUAAUGGCAAUGCUUGAAGAUUUUAAAUUAUCUGAAUUAUGCCGACUGUGUUCAGUCAAAGGUAAUCAUCAGACGCCAAUAUUUGACAAGGAAGCCGAGCAAAGGCAGUUGCUUUUUAAAAUACGUUCUUGUAUACCUUCUGGAGUAAGUUUUAUUUACUAUUUUUAUUUAUUUAUUUAUAACUUAAAAAUAUAUUAUAUACCUAAUAAUAAAAUAUUGCAGAUAAGCAAAGAUGAUGGAUUGCCUAAAAAUAUUUGUCAAAAUUGUCUCAACAAAUUGGAAUUUGUUCAUGAAUUUCGGAUGACUUGUUUGACCACCGAAUCACUCUUGAAAAAUUACUCUGAAACUCUAAAACAUAUGGCACAAUCACUCAGCAAUCAAGGUGAUAAAGACAAGAUGCCAAGCAACGGACAACAACAACAACAGCAGCAACAACAGCAACAACAACAACGUAUUUCAUAUGCUGAAAUUCAUGCAGUGGCACAUGCAUCAUUGCAACAACACAUGGCUCAACAAACAGCUCAGGCACGUUUAACUGGACCUGGUCCACCAACGUUAUCACAACAGCAACAACAACAACAACAACAACAACAGCAACAGCCACCAUCACAACUACCACCAAAUCCAACUUUUACAUUGCCUGAUGAUGGUCUUGGUUAUGAUGAUGGUGUCAGAGUUUUACGUUCUAUUGGCACAUGGUCUCCAGAUUAUGGACCAGGUAUGACACGUCCUGGUGGAGUAUUGUCAGUAUUUCCUGGUCAAAAUGAACAACAAUUUUUAAAUAAUCGUGUAUCAACAAUUAAUCAGCCACUUAGAACAACAAAUAAUACAAGUUCACGACCUGGCUCAGUAUCAAAAGCAACAAAUACUGGUGAACCAACAACAAAAGCAUUUGCAUGUACUGUUUGUGGUAAAGGAUUAGCUCGUAAAGAUAAACUUGUUAUUCACAUGAGAAUUCAUACAGGAGAAAAACCAUACUCGUGUGAAGUUUGUGGUAAAGCAUUUGCUAGAAGAGAUAAAUUAGUUAUUCAUAUGAACAAAUUAAGACACAGACCAGGUGUAACACCUUUAUCAACUCCAUCAGCACCAAUAACAGAUCAACAAUCACAACAAAAUCAGGUACAACAACAACAACAACAAUCACAACAAAAUCAAGUUCAAUCAAAUCAAAUACAACAGCAACAAGUUCAGCAACAACAACAGCAACAACAACAACAGCAGCAAGCUCAACAGCAUCAUCAUCAACAGCAGCAACAACAACAACAACAACAACAACAAUCAUCUCGUCAAGAUACAAUUCAUCUCAAGUUGAAAGAAGAACCAGUUAGUUGGUCUUGUGAAUUGUGUGGUCGAGUAUUGGCCACAAGAGAAGAAUGGUCAAAUCAUGCUAGAUCACAUUUAGAUGCAUCAGGACCACCACAGCAUGCUGCUCCAUAUUUUUCAGGUCCUUUACCACCUCAAUCAUAUUCAUCUGAAAAAUCAUUUUGCGGAGUUUGUCAAAGAACAUUUACUGAUCAAACUGAAUUUGCUUGUCAUUUACGUUCACAUUUAUCAGAACAACAACCACAAUUACAAUUACGAGGUGCAAUACAACAUGCUGUUGUUAAACAAGAUCCAGGUACAGCUGAUUUAAUUGCACGUGGAUUAGUUGAUCCCUCGGGUAUGUGUAGCUAAAAUUAUACAAAAACAACAACAUCAUCAUUC
This is a messenger RNA of Aphidius gifuensis, 2118 nucleotides long. Its product is annotated as alpha-protein kinase 1. The record is from RefSeq and is a predicted model, not a curated record. Lineage: Eukaryota; Metazoa; Arthropoda; Insecta; Hymenoptera; Braconidae. Gene Ontology annotation, biological process: regulation of gene expression. Gene Ontology annotation, molecular function: zinc ion binding. Gene Ontology annotation, cellular component: nucleus. The transcript has 5 exons. The coding region runs from base 418 to 2088 and encodes 556 amino acids.